AUGCUGCCAGGCGCUUCAGAUCGCCUCGGGGCGCAGCCCAGCGAGCAGCUGGGGCUCCUUUUCGAGCCCGAGGAAUUCGCGUGUGAGGUCAAGCGCAGGCUCUUCAUGCCCGUGUACGAGACUGACCACGUCCGCCCUUGCUGCGAGGACGUUUGCGGCCGCCAAAAGCGGGCACGCAGGCUUGUGCGCCGGGGGCGGGAUCGUGUCCACCGGCACAACGGGGCAAAGAACGUGCUUGGCACCAUUUCCACCAGCGCGGGAGUCAACCCGACGCUCGAACAGCCUGGCCUCCUACCGCCCCGCCCAGACGACGCCCAUGCGAAUGGGCGCCAGCCUGCAGAUGUCUACUAUCCCUCCUGGCUCCAGGGGGCGCCUGCUGCCUUCGACUUCGCGGUGUCUUCGCCGCACAGGCAGUCUGCCCGUGUCCUGGCGUUCCAGGAGGUGGGGCGCGCGGCGCAGGAGUACGAGUCGGUCAAGAGGAACCACGCCACGACGAGGGUGCUGCUCAGAUCGCGCGCCCCAGUCUCCACCGUCGACCAGGAUGGUCGCACAUGCCUGCACCACUGGGCGGAGCGCGGCGAUGCAGCGCUGCAGGUACUGGGGGAUCUUCUGGAAGCUCGCGCAGAUGUGACCGCGCGGGACUACGAGGGCCUCACGCCGCUCGCGCUCGCCGCCCGCGGCGGCCGCCUGCCCGCGGUGCGGCUGUUGUGCGAGGGAGGCGCCCUCUCGGACAUCACCGGGGAGGGCGGCCACGCGGAGGCGGCCGCGCUGGUGGCGCGCGCGGCGGGGUCGAGCAGCAGCGAGGCACAAGCAGUGGAAGUGGUCAAGUUCCUCCUGGAGAGCCGCUGCUGCCCAGCAGGCGGUGCAGCCGCCACCACGAGCGGCGUCGGCCUGAAGGCGAUGCGGGCGAUGUCGCCGCUGGUGGCCGCCGCGACACUGGGGCGCCUGCAGAUGGCGCGGCUCCUGCUUGGCGCGCGCGCGGACGCCGGCGCGGCCGACGCGGCGGGGCGGAGGCCGCUGCCCAGCGCGGCGGCGGCGGGCAGCCUGGAGUUGUGCGGGCUAUUGCUGGAGGCGCGGGCGGAGGUCAACGCGCGGGGCACCGCCGGGGCUACUACGCCGGGAGGCGACGCCCCGGGCGCCGCCGCGGGCGUCACCGCGCUGUCUAUCGCUGCCGCCGGGGGCGGCAUCUCGCUGUGCAGGGCCCUCCUCGAGGCAAGGGCCGACCCAGAGCUCGCCGACGAGCGCGGCGCCACGCCGCUGAUGGCCGCCGCCCGCGAGGGCUUCCGGGAGCUCUGCGGGGAGCUGCUGGCGGCGCGCGCCAUGCCCAGCACGCGCCCCGAGGGCAGUGGGAAGACGGCGCUUCUAUUGGCCGCGGGAGCCGGCCAUGCCGCCGUCUGCGCGACGCUGCUGGAGGCGCGCGCGGACGUCGACGAGCAGGGCUCCACUGGCGCGGGCCCGCUGCACGCGGCGGCCGCCAACGGCCACGAGGGCGUGUGCUGGGCGCUACUCGCGGCGGGCGCGGACGUGUCGGCGCCAGGCCCCGGCGGCAGGAGCGCGCCGGCGCUGGCCGCCGCGGCGGGGCUCGGCGCGCUGGCCGCGUCGCUGUCCGCGCGGGCCGCGCCUCAGGAGCGCUGCGAGAGCGAGGGUGACCGCGAGAAGCGUGGCCCGCGCGAGGCCCUCUCGGCGCCGGCGCGCCUCGUUGGCAUGCGGGCCGCGCGCGGGCGCCGCCGCGCAAAGUGCUGCCGCCUCGGGGUGGCUCUGCUGCUGCCCGCCGCCCUGAUCGCGCUGGCGGCCUCACGGGCAGCGGCGGGAGGCGGGCUCGGGCGGGCGGCGGGGGCCUGCUGGGCUGGCCCCGCUGGGUCGCGGUCGGCGGCGCGCAGAAAGUCCGAUCCUCCGCGGCGAGUUCCGAGACCUCCGCGGGGACAUCCCUGGCCGAUCCACGAUGCAGGCCACGCCAUCGGCGGCGCGGAUGCGGUUCGGAGGGCUGGGGCUUUUUCGCGGCUUUGGCGGCGGGGAGGCGGCACCCCGCGCGGGCCGCCUGCCGCGCGCUGUGCGAGGGCGGCCCGCGCAGCCGUGCCGGCGGGCCACGCGUGGUUCGUGAAGACCGAGACCUUCUCGCGGCCUUUCCCGGAGGUGAUCGGGGUUGAGGCACACCGCGCGUGGGUGGCGGCUUUGCGGGAAGAGGGCGCGGUGGUUACCAGCGGUUACCGCGUCGACUCCGAAGGCAAGCCUGGUGGAGGCGGGAUGCUAUUUUUUGCUGCACGCGAUUACGAGGCUGCGGAAGUCCUUGUGAGGAAGGACCCGUUAAUCGCGAAUGACUGUGUGGAUCAGGUCAGCUCUGCUUGCCGCCACCCCCGACCGCUGUUCGUGCACAUGGUCCUUUCAUACUUAUCUCAUGUCUGUGCCGCGUCGGCGAUCCUUGUCUUUAGCGCAUCGUGGAUAUUUCUCUGAUCGCAUGAAAUGUGUUGAAAUUCCUAUGCUUCUUGCCCCUCCUUCCUGCCAACUGCUGGAGUGCCGACGUUGCUUGGCCGUGUGGAGUGGAGGCUGCACCAGUGGAUUCCUGAAGUUGGCCGCGCCCGGUGGACAUCGUGCUGGAGUGACCUCCGCGCCGGCGCGGGGGCGCUCGCGGCCACUGCGCCAGGGAGCAGGCGAGCGGGAGGCGGCCCCUGAGGCCCUGGGCCCUUUGCUGCCUACCCGCGCGGGGCCAUGGGGGGGCGGAGGAUACAGAGAAACGCCCUGAUUGGAAGUCGGAGAUCUGAGGAGCGCAGGCCUGCGCCUCGCCCCGCUGCUCGGGGCCCGCUGCUCCGGCGUCGGGGACAGUCUGCGCUCGCGCGCAAACGCCCCGAGCGCCAGCCGGCGUGCGUCGCCCUCGCGCGCCUUGGCGGCGCCAGCAGCUCGCGGCCGCCACCAGGGCUGCAGAGAUGCCUUCCGCAAGGGCCAGCCGUGGUGCCCUCCGCUGGGGCCAGCCGUGGUGGCGCUGGCCUGCGGAGCAGGUGUGCCGUGCGGUGGGCCACCGCGGCGUUCUCUCGCCUGCCGGCGGCUGCGUGCUUUCGCCCCCGCGUCUUCUUCGCUCCGCACGGCCGUCGGCGAGGCAGAAAGGCGGCGCGCGCGCCGCGAGCCGGUCGGAGCGGUAAUGC
Molecule: messenger RNA, 3137 nt
Organism: Prorocentrum cordatum
Lineage: Eukaryota; Dinophyceae; Prorocentrales; Prorocentraceae
Source: the annotation of a GenBank genome assembly